Messenger RNA from Myzus persicae (green peach aphid), 7375 nucleotides. RefSeq names its product potassium channel subfamily T member 2 (gene SLO2). The record is from RefSeq and is a predicted model, not a curated record. The transcript has 29 exons. NCBI's taxonomy places the organism in Eukaryota, Metazoa, Arthropoda, Insecta, Hemiptera, Aphididae. Gene Ontology annotation, cellular component: membrane. The coding region runs from base 582 to 4799 and encodes 1405 amino acids. Gene Ontology annotation, biological process: potassium ion transport. Gene Ontology annotation, molecular function: intracellular sodium-activated potassium channel activity.
CCGCUGACUGCCGCGCGGUGCGGUCUCUCCUCAUUCGUCAAGCCGGUCGCGACGCGUACCAUGUGGCCACGCAUCGUCGGAAAAAUUCGAUAUCCGACCAAUAACUGAUUUCCGCCACGCACUAUUCGACGAUAAAUCAUAACACAACACGAUAGUAGUAAUAGUAUACAUUUAUUUCGUUUUCGUUAUCGUCGUUUCGACGGGUUAUACUUCGUUUCAUAUUCUGUCCGUCCUCUCUCACUCUCUUUCUCUCUCUCACACAAUCUCUCCUUCUCUCCCCGACGACAACGACACGACGACACCGACAAACGGAAUCGAUCAUUGCGUCGCAUUAUUCUCGGUCCGGUCCGUGUCCGUCUGCUGUUUCGCCGCCAGUGUCGCACCUACCCCACGCACGGCAUGAUCGGCCGUUGAACCGGGGAGUCCGAAUGCCGGCGCGAUUGCCCACAACCGCCUUGUAGCCGACUACUCACGACACAGAAAUAUCAAUUGUACACACAAUUUAUUUUCCCCAGAAUCACACGACGAGUUAUGGGAAAGAAUUGGCAAAUUACAAUAUGUGUCUACUCUACUGCCAUUAAAUGUCAAUGUUCUUUUUUCGUUUGCACAACCUUCGCCGUGAGGAGGAAAUAAAAAAACGCCGGAAACGAGGCAUGAGGCACAGGCAUCAGCUAACACUGGCGCCCAGCCGGUUGUUUGAGAAACCACCGCUAACACCAUCUGAUAGCCUAGACGCGGUUGCCUUGCAAAUUCCCAGGGUACGAGUGGAAUAUUACGUUAACGAAAAUACAUUCAAAGAACGUUUACAAAUAUAUUUUAUUAAAAACCAACGCUCAAGUCUUCGUAUUCGUAUCGCAAAUUUAUUUUUCAAACUACUAACAUGUGUUUUAUAUAUCGUCCGCGUCGUACUCGAUCAAGAUCCCACGUCCGCGACUUGUUAUGGAUGCAAAAUGGGAAACAAAACCGAAUUCCUAUGGAGCCGAAAUUUGACGGACGAGGCGUUCCAAGCGAGACCCAUAAUCAAUUGGGAUGCGAUCCAGUGGGUAAAACGACCGAUGGAGCUGUGGGUGAUACAGUGCGGACUGGCGGUUUUCGCCCUAUGCGAAUCACUACUUCUCACGUACAUCGGUUACAAGGGAAAUGUAAUGCAACAACUACUAUCAUUCCACUUCCUUUUAGAGUUGAUCACAACUGUACCCUUUAUUUUCACAAUUUUCCAACCAACAUUGAUCAAUCUUUUCAUACCAGUGUUUUUAAACUGUUGGUUGGCGAAAAAAUCCUUAGAAAAUAUGUUUAAUGAUCUUCACCGUGCUAUGCAAAAAUCUCAAUCAGCACUGUCCCAGCAGUUGAUGAUACUUUCAGCCACGCUUCUUUGUUUAGUAUUUACUAGUGUAUGUGGUAUACAGCAUUUCCAAAGAGCUGGACAUCGGCAUUUGAGCCUCUUCCAGGCUACUUAUUAUGUGGUGGUCACAUUUUCUACUGUCGGAUACGGCGAUUUCGUGCCUGACAUUUGGCCUUCCCAGCUCUAUAUGGUUGUUAUGAUAUGCAUAGCACUCAUCGUUCUUCCAACACAAUUCGAACAAUUAGCGUUCACAUGGAUGGAAAGACAGAAACUCGGAGGUUCAUAUUCAUCUCAUAGAGCACAUUCUGAAAAACAUGUAGUCGUCUGUAGUACAACUCUUCAAGCUGACACAAUUAUGGAUUUUCUAAAUGAAUUUUACGCACAUCCAUUACUUCAAGACUAUUUUGUGGUCCUAUUAUCGCCAAUGGAACUGGACACCACAAUGAGAAUGAUUCUCCAAGUACCUAUUUGGGCACAACGAGUAAUUUAUAUCCAAGGGUCUUGUUUAAAAGACGGAGAUCUGUCAAGAGCUAGAAUGAGUGACGCUAAAGCUUGCUUCGUUUUGGCUGCUAGAAAUUAUGCUGACAAAACUGCUGCAGAUGAACACACAAUCCUACGUUCGUGGGCGGUCAAGGACUAUGCUCCAACUGUUCCCCAAUAUGUUCAAAUAUUUCGACCAGAAAAUAAAUUACACGUAAAAUUUGCUGAGUUUGUUGUAUGUGAAGAUGAGCUUAAAUAUGCUCUUCUUGCUAAUAACUGCACAUGCCCCGGAGCAUCUACACUAGUAACACUUCUACUGCAUACUAGUAGAGGGCAGGAAGGCCAGACUUCGCCUGAGGAAUGGCAUAGGCUGUAUGGUAGAUGUUCGGGAAAUGAAAUCUAUCACAUACUUUUAGGAGAUAGUAGAUUUUUUGGUGAAUAUGAAGGCAAAAGUUUCACAUAUGCAAGUUUUCAUUCACAUCGAAAGUUUGGUGUAUCAUUAGUGGGCGUGCGGCCGGCCGAUUUACCAGAGUUUUAUGAAGACACAAUUCUUUUAAAUCCUGGGCCUAGGCAUAUAAUGAAGAAAUCUGAUAUAUGUUAUUACAUUAGCGUUAAUAAGGAAGAAAAUUCAUCGUUUGUGGUUUCAAAUAAUGGUACCGCGCCUUCAAAACAUCUUGAUAGUAUGUUAAACAAUGAUAAGCCCACUGAAGUUCAAAAAACUAUUAGGGAAAGUUACACGUUCCAAAACAAACAAACUGAAGAACCGACAAUCGUAGGUAAUCAUUUGAAUAUCCCAAAGCCAAUGGAUAUGAACCCGAAUUUAUUGAGCCCUGAAGUGCUAGGUCAAAGAAGAGGUAGUCGCCGUCCAAGUAUAUUACCUGUGGCUGAAAAUAUAACAGGUUCGUCAUUAAACAUAUCUGUACCUCCUCCAGAAGAAGAUGGAGACGAAAGCGAAGACGAGCUUGAAGAUGAGGUUCCGUGGAGAUCGCCAAGUGAAAAAAUUGCAUUCCGCGUUACAGCGGAUGGUGAGGAAGACGUUUACACACAGCCUGUUUGGCAUGCUGAGUGGACCAGGAUAGUCAAAGGGUUUCCACCAGUAUCACCGUACAUAGGUGUCAGUCCCACAUUGUGUUAUUUAUUAAAAGAAAAAAAACCACUUUGUUGUCUACAGCUGGCCCAGGUAUGUGAGCACUGUGCUUAUCGGAAUGCCAAUGACUACAAUUGGCAAAAUAAAACAAUAAUUUUAGCUGCCGAUUACGCGUCCAAUGGAAUUUACAAUUUCAUCAUACCACUGAGGGCACACUUUCAUCCGAAAACGUCCUUAAAUCCGAUCAUCAUACUAUUAGAACGACGUCCGGAUAUUGCAUUUUUAGACGCCAUUUCAUACUUCCCACUUGUUUAUUGGAUGCUGGGAUCCAUAGAUUGUUUGGAUGAUCUCUUGAGGGCUGGAAUAUUAUUAGCAGAAAACGUAGUAGUUGUAAAUAAAGAACUAUCAAAUUCAGCUGAAGAGGAAACAUUAGCAGACUGUAAUACCAUUGUAGCAGUCCAAACAAUGUUUAAGUUCUUUCCCAACAUCCGUAGUAUAACUGAGUUAUCUCAGUCAUCCAAUAUGAGAUUUAUGCAGUUCAGAGCACAAGACACCUAUGCGCUGCACUUAUCAAAAAUGGAAAAACAUGAAAAAGAAAGAGGCUCACACAUAUCGUACAUGUUCCGACUGCCAUUUGCGGCUGGUUCCGUAUUCAGUGCCAGCAUGUUAGAUACAUUGCUAUACCAAGCAUUUGUAAAAGAUUAUGUCAUCACUUUUGUGAGAUUACUGUUGGGUGUAGAUCAGGCUCCUGGUUCUGGUUUCCUAACCUCGAUGAAAAUUACAAAAGAAGACAUGUGGAUACGAACUUACGGUCGUCUUUACCAAAAGCUUUGUUCUACUACUUGUGAGAUACCUUUAGGAAUUUACAGAACUCAAGACCUAUCGAACAUAGAAUCACCACCGGAUGCAUGUGGUACAGACUGCGAUAAAAUAUCUGAGGGUUCGGAUCACGAAGCUUACAUGCCCAUUCCGACUAACUGUCUACCUAAUUGCCACAGGAACCAAAAUUCUGUAUUUUCAAUUAACAUGCACGAUGACGCCCGAGAUAACCAUGACAACUUGAUCGAGCGAGCAGAAAUAGUAAACUUGGUUAGAUCUCGAAUGGACAGUUUGAAUUUACCUGCCGUUGAUCACGAAGAAGUCAGCGAGAAACGGAGCAGUCUAUCAUACGUCAUUAUCAACCCCAGUUGUGACCUCAAACUCGAGGAGGGUGAUAUUGUAUAUAUUCUACGACCUAGUCCGUUUUCGGCUCAGAAAACGUUCGAGAGGCACAACAGUCGUCGGAAGUCCAACAUAAGUUUCAACUCGACAAUCGGGCAGCUGGGCUUCGGGUCGAGACGGGGAUCGAGUAUGGCGUUUCCCCCGUUCAUGACCAGGCCACCGCCGUUAGUCACCACCAAAGCGAACAGCCUGUCAUUGCCGGACAGCCCGACGGUGGGCAGCGCCCUCCGAGCUCGGUCCAACUCUCUACGUGUAGUCGACGACAUACUGUUGAGACGGUCCAAUUCGCUGAGACAGGGACUUUCCAUGACGUGUAACCGGAAGAGCAGCCUCGAAGAGUUAGGAGUGUCGCACUUUCCCAUCGGGUCAAUCGCUCACGAACGCAGACCCAGUAUGCAAGUAAGCGUAAGCGCUCGAUCAAUGAGAAAUAUCGUCACUGCGCGAAGGCGGUCUGAGCUGCACCCGAGCGAAAUGAGCGGCAGUGCCAUUAAGAUUGCGCUGAACGGCAGCAUUGGGCUGGAAGUGACUCCGCCGGAAGAGGUGUCCUCGCCCGGCAUGUCCAGCAACACGAGCAUGGUGACCGUACCGUCACUGCACCAUCCGCCGUUGCCGUCGCCGGUCAUGUCGCCGCACUCGUCGCACGAACACUUGCAGGGCACGAUUGUAUGAUACAACUUGAUGUGGGGCAAACGGAAGAGCAACAACGCUCGCAACAAGUGGCUGUGAACGCACGUCACUCACGUUCUUCCCGAUUGCUUCCACAUCCGUCCACCGAUAUUAUAUUACUAUAAUUGUAUAUGAUAUUAUAUUAUAAUAAAAUAUGUCAUCACACGCGAGCGACAACGACAACGACGACUACAACAAUGAUUAUUAUUGUUUAUGAUACACACACACAAGUCCCUACACCACACACACACUUUAUUACGAGGCGUCAGUAUUGAAAAUAUCACGAGCAGCAGAACUAAACCAAACUCACGCUUUUUUCCGUCAAUAAUAAAUUUAAAUUUCGGGAUAUUGAAUACUUGUUGUCGUUUUUCAUCAACUUUAAAAAAAAAAAAAUACCGUACAGAAUACGCAAAUAAAGACAAUAAUCUCAUGCGAAUAUUUCAAUACGAGUCUCGACUUCUUAAGAAAAAAAUGUUUACGUAAUCGUUACAAAAGAAAUAUGUGUUAUAUACAGCAACUUACAAUUCAUGUGAGUCAAACCCCGACUUACCAUUUCAUGGGUAGCUCCAAUGUCUAUACAUACAUACACAUAUACACAAACACACUCAUACAAACUCACACACACAUACACACUCACGCACACAUAUUAUAUACAUGCGAACGCAGAUACAUAUUGCAAUAUUUUACUGUUAUUGUACAUAUGUUGAAAGUGAAAAAGCAGCAUAUCCGUAACAAAAUGUUAUCACACGCAGUCUUCACAUUCACCGUUGUUCUAUAUUAUAUAUUUUAUUUGUAUGAGGAGUUUGCGAACGCGGUCGGUGUUUUUCUUUUCUGCAGAGUAUGUCACCGGCACGUGGGAAAUCAAAACGAUUAUGUGCCAAAAUAAAUAUGCACAUGACUUCUAUGUAUACAUAAUAUGUAUGUGUAUGAUAUUAAUAUUAUAUAGGUGUAUACAAUCAACGAUGAGAAUACAAUUUCAUUCGGUUAGGAUAGGGGACUUAUAUGGAACUUAUAGGGUAAAGAUAGUAAACUGGUAGAUAGGUACAUACGACGCGUCGGUCGGCGGCGAAACGGUUUUUCUUUUGUUUGAUAUGAUAGAUACGAUAUUGUUACCGAGCGAAAUCGUCCAUCAACACAGGGGUAACUGCACCAUGCGACGUGUACAUUUUUUUACUAAAUGGUUCUUACUUUUUUUUUUCAACCCAUCCCGUUAUUAAAAAUAAAACCAAAACCUUUUGAAGCCACUUGUUCCACCAUAACAAUAUAAAAAAUACUUAUAUAAUAAAUAUAGGUACUAUUAAAACACAUAUCAAUCAAAUAUUUCGACAUUUCAUGGAUUUAAAACAAUUAAUUGUCGGCGAAAUGACUUACCUUUAACGUACAAUUUAUUACUUUGAAAUAUUAUCUUUAACAUUUCUUUUCGUUUUCCUUUUUACAUAUUUUAUCCAAUAAACAACAACCAUAUCAUUAUAUAUGUCAUUAUGCAACGUGUUUAUAUUGCAUUACAUUUUACAAUAUUCUCUAAGUUGGUAAAUAUAAUGUUGUAACUACAAUGAACAAUUUUGAUUCAAGUAAUAUUACAAUGAUAUAGACGAUUCGUGAGAAUAAACAUUUAUUGAUUCCGACUUCUGAAUAUCGAUUAUAGUCUACAAUAUUGUUUGGCAGAUAUUAAAUUCGUCUUUGUGUUUCGAAUUGAAAAAUAAUUUAAAUGUAAAAUAAUUACAAUAGAAAAAAAGGUUUCUGGAUAUUAUUAUAUCUACUAAAACCGGAAAAAUUAUUUUUUCCAUAGACUUUGUUCUGUCGACGUAGAGAUUAAUAAAGCAUAGAAUUAAAAUGGCUAUAAUGUUUCAAUAUUAUUAUUAUUUACAUAUUUCAAAAUCCAUUCAUAAUAUUUACACAGUCGAUGAAUUACAUUUCUACAUAUGAUCUGUGUUGUGAGUUACUACAUUACUUUUUAAUUACGAUGGUGGAAUUAUAGUUUUAAACAUUGUCAUAGGACCUAGAUGAUAUUAACUAUUUUAUAUUUAUUUUGCCAUGGUUCCUAUUAUUGAAAAAAUAAUACUCAAACUGUUGACACAAAUGAGGGAUUUAAUUGUCAAUGCAGAGUGUAUAUCAGACAAAAUAUGCAACUUAAAAGAAUAAUAAGUUAGAAAGCUAAAUAAUAAAAUCAGUGAUGUACCACCCUUAUUAUUCCUCUAUAUUAUGUUAAUUAUUGUCAUAAGCUAAGAUAUUAUUGUAUACAUAUUUUCCUACUUGCACGCUUUAUUGUAUUAUUAUAGUUAUGUAGAUCGUGCCCCGAUUUUAUGUUCUUGUUGAUGUUCAUAAAAUGUAUACCUAAUGUUGUAAAUUUCGCAAGUUUUUGUGUCAUUGAUGAAAAUGUGAACCUGGGACCAUUUGAUUUAUCAAUACGCGAUUGAUGUGAAUGUUAUACUAAUAUAUUAUUAUGGUAGUUGAAAAUGAAAGAAAACGUUAAAAAUACCAAUAGGUAGGUAUAUAUAAUAUACCUUUGUAUACCUUGAUGUCAUUCGGUAAACUCAAAGUAAAAAUUAACUAAAAUUGUAGACAUUUUAUAUAUAGGA